Molecule: messenger RNA, 1530 nt
Organism: Myzus persicae (green peach aphid)
Lineage: Eukaryota; Metazoa; Arthropoda; Insecta; Hemiptera; Aphididae
Product: myosin-G heavy chain-like
Exons: 2
Source: RefSeq, a predicted model, not a curated record
AUGGAAAUCCAAAGGAAAGAUAAAAUAAUUGAUGACCUCCGCAAAAGCCAAGUUGUUCCACUACCAUCCACAUCAAAAAUGUUUUCUUCUACUAAUAAUCAAAUAGAUAAAACUGAAGCCAAUAAAUUAUCUGAAAACAAGAAUAAUACAGAACAAAUUCAAAAUACUAUAGAAAAAUCCAAAGUACUAAACCCCACUAAUAAUGAUAAUAUUACUACCAUUGUCAUCAAGCCUGAUCGUGAUAUUCCUAAAACAAUUUAUUCUAAAAGAAUGUGUCAAAAAUUAGCUCAACAAAAUUAUACUAUUGGAUCCAAAAAACAGAUGUCACAAAAUACAAAUACAAACACAAAUACCGCUGAUAAAAUAACACAAGAUACAAAUGAAGAUCUUAAUAACGAUAAAGAUACAUCAAAAGAAAUGUCUACUUCCCUUAUUCAUAAUGAAUCUAAAGAUAUUAUUAAUUCUACGCUAGUAAUUUGUGAAUCUGAUGUAACACCAAGUGACUGUGAACUUGAUACUACCCCAGUUAUUCAGUGUGACAAUCAGGAAAAAAAUAAAGAAAAUGUUUCCAUAGAUUCAUUUUUUUCGAAACUAAAAUCACCAUCUAAAUUGAAAAAAAAAUUAAUCAUAACUCCAGCUACUAUUGGUGUUCAAAACACUCAUACCAAAACGUUCAAAUGUGCUAAAAAAAUAAACCAAAAUAACAGUUUAGCUUCAAUAACAGAAUGUGAGAUUACUAAUUCACCAGAAAAACCAGUAGAAAAAUCUUUAAAUAAAGACACUCUGUCAACAUGUAUUAAAAAUAAUUUUCCAGAUCCAAAAAUUGAGGAUAAACUACUUACAACAGAUAUACUUCAUAAUCAACCAUUAUUGACUUCUGAAAAAAAUAAUCAAAUACAAUCUUUGAAUAUUGAAGUUGAACAAUUCCCUAUUAGAAGAAGAAAAAAAGUUAUAGAAAAGGAUAGUAAUACUCUUACAUUAAUUAAUAAGGAAAAACGUUCACAGAAAACUGUUACUUGUACGAGUUCUUCAGUCGAUAAUGAAUUUAACAAGUCAAUAGAGAAUGUUAAAUGUUUGUCCAUGAAUAAUGAUAGAGAAUCAUCAAGUCCACCUCAACAAAAGAAUUUUCAAUCAAAAUGUAAUUUUGAUACUCUUGAAUGUGCAAAUAGUAAGACAGAGUCUAAACACUUAAAUAAUUCUUGUAAAAGUUCUUUCGAAAAUACAUCUUUUGAAACAGGUCCCACUAAUAGAUCUGUUGUAUCAUCCAUCAAUAUUGAAGUUAAACAAGUUCCAAUUACAAGAAAGACAAAGGCAAUAAAAAAGGAUAAUAAUACUUUAAACAAAUCUAAAAAAGUCACCCAGGAACCAUGCAUUAAAGAUCAUAAAAAUAAGUAUGAUUCAAAUACAGAUGAUAAACAGCUUUCAACAGAUACACUUCAUAACCAAAAAUUAUCUACUUAUGAUGACAAAAAACUAAAAUCAUCUAUAAAUAUUGAAGUUGAACAAGUUCCAAUUAUAAGAAAAACAAAA